UAGCAAAGGAUAAAAAUGCCACACUAACACGGCACUUGUCAUGUGUCUCUCGCACUCUCACAUCCAGUGCGGCAUUUUCUUCAAUUUCCCUAUUUAUAAAUCCAACUCAAUCCUACAACCCCCAUGAAUGUACGCACCACAGAAACCAUACUUUCCGAUCUCCCAAACACCAUUUUUCUCUCAAUUCCUUUCUCUCCCUCGAAACCCAUGGCAGAAUUCAGUGACCCAAACAGAGUGGUCCCAUUUUCGUUCUCCGAUUUACCGGAGGACGUUCAGCUCUGUAUUCUCUCAUUCCUCUCCCCUUCCGACAUCUCCACCUUCGCUUGCACGUCGAAACGUUUCGUCCAUCUUUGUGGAAACGACAACGACAAGCUCUGGUUCUCCAUUUGCGACCGCAAGUGGGGCUCCAAGACCCAAAUCAACAAAUGGGUUAAUACGUCCAAAAUCACCUACAAACACGUCCACAAAAUUCUGAUCCACUACGAGAGCCUCAUCGGGUUCUGGCGCCGUACCGGCCAGCCCAACAGCACCGGCAGCAAUUCGGCGCCGCUCGUGUUCUUCGAAUGGGGACCUUCUUUUGUCUCUGGCUCGACCGUUUCACCGUCGAAGACCGGCACUUAUAGAGUAACAAAAGCUCCGUUUUUGUGGUUGAGUAUUGGUCCUGAAGGUGAGCCACUGAAUUUUCUCUACCCGGAGUGUAAGCUGGAAUCAUCCCACGAUUUGAUUCCGGUGAACGUUAGUUUUGUGGGGAAUAAUCACGUGGUUGUGGAGGACAGUCUGAGGCAGAGGAAGAGUGAGAAGGAGAGGCCGCCGGAGCAUUUUGUGAAGGUGGUUGAUUGUUCUCCGACGCUGUCUCGGCCAUUGCAGGGCUUAUGGAAGGGUAUUGGCAAUGACAUGAACUUGAAUUUUUAUGUUGUGGAAUAUGAUGAUAUUGGGGGCAUUUCAUGCCGAAGGAUUUGGGACGCCUCUAAACCUUUCUCAGAUUCUUUUCCAGUGUUCUGGACACCAGAAACAGAAUUCAUGGAAUUUCCAAAUUCCCCCGAAGAAGAGUACUCAUACUAUAAACGCGUACAUCUUCAUCCUCUUGCUUCAGCAGAUGGAGUUCGAAGCCAAUCUUGGACCGGAAAUGAAACAGUCUCUCGCAUUCUUUACAUCAAUUCAAGUUUUGAUAUGAUGAUUCGAGACUUGGUGGGAAUUUCCGGUAACACGCAGCAUGUACAAGGAAUGAUAUGGCUGUAUGAGGAUGGAACAUUCGGGUAUGGAUUUCUCAGAGAUAAUUACAUCAUACACUUGAAUCAUGUUGCUCGAAAUGGUUGUCUUCUUGAUACAGUAGAGCUUAAUGGUUGUCUUCUUGAUACAGUAGAGCUUAAUAGUGAUUGAAACCCUUGCAUAGCUAACAUCAUUUGCGUAUGUUUUGGGAGUAUCGAGGAUGUAGUACUCGGGUCAAUAAUUAGUUAUUAUUUCUAAUAUCAAGAGAAAUCGUGAAUAUUCAUUGAACCACGAGAGUCGGUACUCCGAGUAUUCAAUGUUUUUCCAGUGUUUGUUGUUGAUGACAGUAAUGCCACCAUGUACAUAUUUGUAAUGGAUGUAAUAAUAAUGUAAAAAUUUAAAAUACAAUCAGUUCAUGUUGUUUCUACUUAAGAAA
Messenger RNA from Cornus florida, 1645 nucleotides. Its product is annotated as F-box protein At3g12350-like. Bases 124 to 1380 code for a protein of 418 amino acids. Gene Ontology annotation, biological process: SCF-dependent proteasomal ubiquitin-dependent protein catabolic process; gibberellic acid mediated signaling pathway. The transcript has 2 exons. Gene Ontology annotation, cellular component: SCF ubiquitin ligase complex. Gene Ontology annotation, molecular function: protein binding. The record is from RefSeq and is a predicted model, not a curated record. NCBI's taxonomy places the organism in Eukaryota, Viridiplantae, Streptophyta, Magnoliopsida, Cornales, Cornaceae.